Messenger RNA from Podarcis raffonei (Aeolian wall lizard), 2165 nucleotides. It is a transcript of the gene YPEL2, whose product is annotated as yippee like 2. The transcript is spliced from 5 exons. NCBI's taxonomy places the organism in Eukaryota, Metazoa, Chordata, Lepidosauria, Squamata, Lacertidae. The record is from RefSeq and is a predicted model, not a curated record. Bases 332 to 691 code for a protein of 119 amino acids.
GGGGCGCCUUCGGGGAAAGGGGAGGGAGCUGCAGAGCUGGAGGAGGCUGGAUCUCUCCAGGGGGGCCCUGCUCCUUCUGCGCGCCGCUUGCGUUGCGGGAGGCUGGAGAGGCUCCAGCGCCGGGCAGGUGCGGGUCCGAGCGGGUCGUCGACCGGCCCCUGCGCCAGGUUCUCUUCCCCCGAAGCCAUCGCCAGCGUGUGGAGCCUGCCCCACACCUGCCCCCUGCCAAGCCACGGCCUUCACCUGCGUGUUCCAGUGUUUCCCCUGCGACCCGUCUUGUGGGAGCGCCUCUUGGGCCACCCCCGAGUUUACCCAGCGCUCCGUGGCUCCAAUGGUGAAGAUGACCCGGUCCAAGACGUUCCAAGCUUACCUGCCUUCGUGCCACAGAACCUACAGCUGCAUCCACUGCCGAGCCCACCUGGCAAACCACGACGAACUCAUUUCCAAGUCUUUUCAAGGAAGCCAGGGCCGGGCCUAUCUCUUCAAUUCAGUAGUUAAUGUGGGCUGUGGCCCUGCGGAAGAACGGGUUUUGCUAACAGGACUGCAUGCGGUGGCAGACAUUUACUGUGAAAACUGCAAAACCACACUGGGCUGGAAAUACGAACACGCGUUCGAAAGCAGUCAAAAGUAUAAGGAAGGCAAAUACAUCAUUGAAUUAGCUCACAUGAUCAAGGACAACGGCUGGGAUUGAAUGGCGAGGAGACGCACGCCGAACAUGGGCGAGAGAGAGAGGGAGUUUGUCAUCCUACUGAACAUUUUAUCUCCCGGAAAACCCCACACAUAUAUAUAUGAGCGAGUGACUGACAACCGUUUGGUUCCGUGCAUUUGGGAGCUUGUCGUCGUCAUCGUCGUGUUGAGAUGCUUCCUCACAGAACCCUUCCUGCCAUCCUUAGCGGUGACCGGCCUCGAUAACUUCUGUCUCUCUUUGCUUUUGUCUCUUGUUUGUGAGUUAACUUCUGGUCCCCUUCCUCCUCACCCACUCCCCUGCCCAGCUCCCUUACCCCUCUGUGUUCUGGCAUUGGGGGUGCGUAUAGAUGUAAGGAGGACUCGAACUCGGUGCCCCUCAAAACCGGUUCCUAAGUGACAUUGUCUCAGUACAAACUGGAGGUUGGUUUUGGGGUGGUGUGUGUGUGUGUGUUUUUAAUCCAAGGGUCCCGGCACGAGGGAAGGAGUGCUGGGUCUUCAGACGUCGGGCGCGUGGGAGAGUUGCAUCGCCCCUACCCCUUUCCCCGCUUGGCCUUUUAAAAAAAUUCCUGGUCAACCAUGGCUUGAAACUUGUGGACCGCAGAAAAAAAUAUAUAUACCUCAUGGCUGUAUCCUCUCUGCAUCUCAAAGACUGUAGCCUAAAAACUUGUCGCUAGUGGCAUCCCCAGACUGGUCUGUGUUCCUCGUUUGAUUGCUUGUUUCUUUUUAAGUGAUCUCUUUGGAUUUUUUGUCUUUUUUGUACUAAUGUUUGAUUUGAGAGGAGGAGGGUGUAAACACAGGUCCCGGGCCUAGCCCUCCCUGGCCUCCUGUUCCCAGUGAGCAAGCCCACCCAAACACUGCGGUGCUGAUGUUGGGAGAUCGGAAAACCCUCGCCAUUUGCUUCCCACAACGUUGACACUUCAAGUGCAGGAAGCAUGUCCCGCUUCAAAACUGAAGGGAGCGAAUACAUUUGAGGCGGGCGGGGGAGCAAGGAGAACAAGGAGGUAGUGAUCUAUAUCCUUCACAAAAUUGCUGGCAGUUUUGCAGCCUCCUGACUGCUUGAUUUUUUUUGCGGGGAGGGGGGCUGACUGGUCUCACUAGGAUGAUGGAAACAAGCCUGGAUCGCUUCUGCAGAUGAUAAGUUGGACGACCUGCACUUGUGCUGUUAAGUGUGACUCUUAAAAAGAACAAAAACACAACAGGGGUGAUGGACUCAGGCAGUAACAAAUGUUUCAGAGCCUAAGUGUGUGUUAAGUUCUGGUUCAGCAGUGGGGGGGGGGGGGUUUGGUGAGUGUUUUGAACAGAAGCAGCUCCGAAAGAAGCAGAGGACUCUUAAAAACCUCCGGGUGGAGAACCCUGCAGCCUCCCCAGGUGUCGUUGGACUCCAGUUCCCAGCAGCCAGCAUGGCCCAAGGGUCAAGGAUGAUGGGAGUUGUAGUCUAGUGGCAUAUGGAGGGCCACAGUUUUCCCCUACUCUGUUAA